Molecule: messenger RNA, 1518 nt
Organism: Spea bombifrons (plains spadefoot toad)
Lineage: Eukaryota; Metazoa; Chordata; Amphibia; Anura; Pelobatidae
Product: tubulin alpha-3 chain
Exons: 3
Coding region: 16-1317 (433 amino acids)
Biological process (GO): mitotic cell cycle; microtubule cytoskeleton organization
Cellular component (GO): microtubule; cytoplasm
Molecular function (GO): structural constituent of cytoskeleton; GTP binding
Source: RefSeq, a predicted model, not a curated record
CAAGCAGGAGUGCAGAUGGGCAAUGCCUGCUGGGAGCUCUACUGUUUAGAGCAUGGAAUCUAUCCAGACGGAAUGAUUUCUACUGAGAAGGGCCUGGUGGAUUCUUCCUUUGGGACAUUCUUCAGUGAGACUGGCUCGGGAAAACAUGUGCCUCGAGCAGUAUUUGUUGACCUAGAGCAAACGGUUAUUGGUGAAAUCAAGACUGGAAAAUAUCGCACCCUUUUCCAUCCAGAGCAGCUAAUAACUGGGAAAGAAGAUGCGGCAAAUAAUUAUGCUCGGGGUCACUACACCAUUGGAAAGGAGAUUGUGGACUCUGUGUUGGACAGGAUCCGUAAAAUGGCGGAUCAAUGUAGUGGUCUCCAAGGCUUCCUCGUCUUCCACAGUUUUGGAGGAGGGACUGGCUCUGGCUUCACAUCCCUGCUGAUGGAAAGGCUUUCUGUUGAUUAUGGGAAGAAGUCCAAGCUUGAGUUCUCAGUCUAUCCUGCUCCACAAAUCUCCACUGCAGUGGUUGAACCAUAUAAUUCAAUCCUUACAACCCACACAACACUUGAGCAUUCGGACUGCGCCUUUAUGGUGGAUAACGAGGCCAUCUAUGAUAUCUGCAACCGUAACUUGGACAUUGAACGUCCAUCUUAUACCAACCUAAACAGAUUAAUUGGACAAAUAGUGUCCUCCAUUACAGCCUCAUUGAGGUUUGAUGGUGCUUUGAAUGUUGACCUUACAGAAUUCCAAACCAAUUUGGUGCCAUAUCCUAGAAUCCAUUUCCCACUGGUCACCUACUCGCCCAUUAUAUCAGCAGAGAAGGCAUACCACGAGCAGCUGUCUGUGCCAGAGAUCACCAAUGCUUGCUUUGAAUAUUCCAAUCAGAUGGUGAAAUGUGAUCCAAGGCGUGGUAAAUAUAUGGCUUGUUGCCUCUUGUACAGAGGUGAUGUGGUGCCAAAAGAUGUUAAUGCAGCCAUAGCUGCAAUUAAAACCAGGAAGUCAAUCCAGUUUGUUGACUGGUGUCCUACUGGCUUUAAGGUGGGCAUUAACUACCAGCCUCCAACUGUGGUUCCAGGAGGGGAUUUGGCUAAGGUGCAGCGUGCUGUCUGUAUGCUGAGUAACACCACAGCAAUUGCUGAGGCCUGGGCAAGGUUAGACCAUAAAUUUGACCUAAUGUACUCCAAGAGAGCCUUUGUCCAUUGGUACGUUGGAGAGGGAAUGGAGGAAGGAGAAUUUUCUGAAGCUAGGGAGGAUAUGGCUGCCUUGGAAAAAGAUUAUGAAGAGGUUGGGGCAGACUCUGGUAAUGGUGAGGAGGAAGAAGAGGAUGAAUAUUGAUUCAAAAUCACAUGAAUUAUAAGUAGAAUCUGUUAGGCUGUGUAAGCUGUCAUGUUAAAGGGAAAACAAAUAAAAUGCAAUGUUGAACCUAAGAUCUGCUCUGUAACUUUCAUCAUGUGAUGGUCUUGUCAUGUCUUCUAUCUAUAUGCUUGUAUAAAAUCUUGUUUACUCACUGAAUUCUAAUAAAGAUGAACAACCAUA